Messenger RNA from Lacerta agilis (Sand lizard), 2648 nucleotides. It is a transcript of the gene BUD13, whose product is annotated as BUD13 homolog. The transcript has 11 exons. Gene Ontology annotation, molecular function: RNA binding. Gene Ontology annotation, biological process: mRNA splicing, via spliceosome. The record is from RefSeq and is a predicted model, not a curated record. Gene Ontology annotation, cellular component: U2-type spliceosomal complex; RES complex. Bases 36 to 1733 code for a protein of 565 amino acids. Lineage: Eukaryota; Metazoa; Chordata; Lepidosauria; Squamata; Lacertidae.
CCGACCUGGCUUCCGCUUCCUCCCGCCUGAGGAAGAUGGCGGCGGCCUCGGCUUCAGCCUCGGGCCUGUCCAAGGCCGAAUACCUGCGGCGGCGCUACCUGGAGGCCGACGGGCCGGAGGCGGAUUCGGAGGUCAAGAAGCGGCGCAAGAAGAAGAAAGCGGCGAAGGAGCUGCCGCCGGGAAGAAUUCGCAUAGUGGAUGAUGAUGACACGAGCUGGAAAAAUAUCCCUAUUGAGCAGGAAAAAGAGGAUGAGGAGGGGGAUGAUGGAGACUUGCCUGUGGUGGCUGAGUUUAUUGAUGAGCGGCCAGAUGAAGUUAAAUGGAUGGAAGAAUUCCGAACCAGUAACAAGUGGAAGCUGUUGGGAGAUCAGAAGAAAGAGUCACAAGAAUCUGAUCAUUCUGUGACUGCAAAGUCAACAAAGAGUUCAGAAGCCACAAAACAAAAAAGAGCAAGGCAUUCGCCAGACCAGUCACCGCCGAGGAGACGUCAUGACUCGCUAGACCAAUCACCGCCCAGGAGGGUCCUCUGUGACUCACCAGAUCAGUCCCCACCCAGGAGGGGCCGCCGUGGCUCACCAGAUGAAUCACCUAAAAGGCAUCAUUCUGACACAGGCAAAAAUAAUACCAGAAGCUCGCAUGGAGGCCGACAGGAACGCUACGCUGACCUGUCACCACCCCAGAAGAAGACGCGUGAUUCUGAUGCCGGCCCGUUGCUGUCUCAGAAACGGCAGUUGCCCGCUGGGGGUCUAGGAAAGCAAAGCAACGCCAGAGACUCAGAAGCCAAUAAACGGUCCCAUUCAUCAGCACCUUCACCAAGGAAGCGCCAGAGACAUGAUUCUGAAUCUGACUCCAAUUCUCCUCCACCCAGGAGGAGUGCCAAAUCCUCCUCAGAUUCGGACCUUUCCCCACCACGGGCCUCUCGCAGUACACACUCACAGCGCCCGAGCUCUCCUUCCGACCUCUCUCCUCCCAGAAGAACACGGUGCAAUUCUUCAGACUCUGAUUUGUCCCCUCCCCGAAGAAGUCAAGAAGGCAGGAGGAAGGACCACAGAUCCAAGAGCCCCCUUGACCUCUCACCACCUCGACGGGCCAAGGACACCAAAGGGAAGGAUGGCAUCCAAAAGGGCCCUCAGAUGCUUUCGGGGGGCAAAGCUGGCUUAGUGUCAGCUGAGCUGCUGAGGAAGGAGCAGCAUGAGCUCAGGAAACAGCAAAGCAGCAGCAAACAUUUGGAAGCUGAAUCGCGACAUGCUGAAACGGUUUUCCGGGACAAGUCGGGCCGCAAGAGAGACCUGAAGCAGGAGUUGCUGGAACAGCGCAAGAAAGCAGAGGAGAAAUCUGAGCGAGAUGAGCAAUAUGCCAAAUGGGGAAAGGGCCUCACACAGAGCCGGCAGCAGCAGCAGAAUGUGGAAGAUGCGGUGAAAGAAAUGCAGAAGCCACUGGCCCGGUACAUUGACGACCAGGACUUGGACAAGAUGCUGCGGGAGCAGGAGCGUGAAGGGGACCCCAUGGCUGAUUUCCUUAAGAAGAAGAAGGCCAAGGAGAAGAAAGAUACAAAAGAAAAGCCAAGAUACAAUGGACCAGCACCCCCACUUAAUAGGUUCAACAUCUGGCCUGGGUAUCGCUGGGAUGGAGUGGACAGGUCCAAUGGCUUUGAGCAGAAGCGCUUUGCCAGGAUCUCAAGUAAGAAGGCAGUUCAGGAGCUGGCAUACAAGUGGAGUGUUGAGGACAUGUGAUUUUCCAUCCCGAGAUGCGAUGGAACCUCCUCACAGUGCUGGAGAUGGAAGGAUCUCCUCUGCAACAGGGUUAAAGGGGUCCACCUAUCAAGACUGUUCCAGGUGGUUUUGGAAGGGCUUGGAGGCAGCUUGCUCUUUCCAGGCAGAAGGCGAGACUGAUGGAAUUCCUGCAGUAUAUAUAGACUGGACAAGGAGGAGUGAGAGAGAGCCACCUAUGGUGCAGAAGCCCAAAGUCCUUUUCGAAUGGAAACCUCUGGAAAUCCACUGCUGGAAGAAACUGGUCUCUUCCAUAUUAACCUCAUGGAGCAGUUGAGGUUGCUGCAGUUGAUCGUAAGCUGAAUUUGAAAUCUCAGGUGCUUUUUCUGGGUAAGGGGCAGCAAGAGACAAGGUUAAGGAGGACUCCCUUCAUUGAAUAACAUUCCUUCUGCUCCUUGGAAGGGUUUGACUGUGUUUUCUUGCAGCUGCUGGCCAUGGUUGAAACCACUGGCUGGUUUGUGACUCUGAACAUCCUGGUGUACAUAAGCACAGCAUCUUCCUGCGUUUUCUGUCUUGCACUGUUGGGUGCAUACACUUCUGGACUGUGCAGUUUUUGCCUGGGCAGAGAGAAUGCUUUCCCAUAACCUUUCCCUAAAAGGACCAGCUGGAAAUCUGCACUGUUGUAUUUGAGAAUCAACUCACCUCCAACAGCAGCUCAAGGAGCUAGUUGGGAAGUCAACGUGCAGAUUUUGAAACCCUUUUGCAUUUCCCCUGAAACAUCUGCUGAUGUCACCGAAGGAGUCCCUUCUGUUCCUGCAGAACACAGGGAAGCUAAAUGCAAAGACUUUUUCAUAGGAAAUGGGAUUCUUUGCAGCUAAAAUUUCUACAGCCCUUUGUAUUUUUGAUGUACAGUUUGUAAAUAACAACUUCCUUUUCUGA